Molecule: messenger RNA, 360 nt
Organism: Plasmodium falciparum 3D7
Lineage: Eukaryota; Apicomplexa; Aconoidasida; Haemosporida; Plasmodiidae
Product: VAR2CSA uORF
Exons: 1
Coding region: 1-360 (119 amino acids)
Source: RefSeq, a predicted model, not a curated record
AUGGAAUCAGAGUAUCAAAAACAAACAUCUAUAGGUACUACUGGUACCAAUGUCUGUGAAUGCAAUGACAGAAUUAGUAAAAUAUAUAAUGAUUCUCAUAUUAAUUAUGGUGAUGUAUGUGUUUAUGGAAUAACUAGCUAUGAGAAUACUGGAAUAAAGAAACAUACUUUGGGUAUUCAACCUAAAUACAAAAAUAUAUGUAGCACUUAUGAACCUGUAAGGAGAAAAACUAAAUAUUUAGAAAAAUGUCAGAUACCCUUACACGAUAAUAAUACAGUUGUUAAUAGCAGUGUUACUAUAAAUCGUGAAAUGUCCGCAAACAAGAAUAGAAUUAAUAACAAUCCAUAUUAUAUAAAAUAA